This is a messenger RNA of Zingiber officinale, 450 nucleotides long. RefSeq lists its product as uncharacterized. The transcript is spliced from 3 exons. NCBI's taxonomy places the organism in Eukaryota, Viridiplantae, Streptophyta, Magnoliopsida, Zingiberales, Zingiberaceae. Bases 1 to 450 code for a protein of 149 amino acids. The record is from RefSeq and is a predicted model, not a curated record.
AUGACGAGAGGCAUUGAUGGUGCUCAGGAAGUGGCGGUCCAUUCAUUGGAUUACGAACAUGACCGAGAGUUUGUUGUUGAGUCCAUCUCCUCAGACACCGAGGGAGUAGGGCACCAGAGGAAUUCUAAAGAGCUCAUUGCGGUGGAAGCUGCGCGGUUUCUCAAGAAAUGUGGCCUCUACAAGCACCUCCUUGGUUCUGGACAGCACAUCUUCAUGUAUAGGUAUUACUUUUUCCUUAUGAUUCAUGAAUCUACACCUACAAGACCCCACGGGUCAUCUGAGAUGGGUGAAGCAUUUUGCAUCUUUGAGCGUCGACAGCAACACAUGAAACAUGAUGAACGCAAAGACAAGUGCUUUAUGGUCUCCAUCAAGGAUAGCGCUGCACCUGCAUCCAAUAGCUACGAGCAAUAUGGUAAUGGAGAGACCCUUGCCGCCCUUAAGAUUUACUAA